AUGCUGAGGCGUCUGCUGCAGCGCGUGAGGAUGGGGCAGAGUCUGUUUCAACCGAAAGUACUCGUAAUUGCGGGUACGACUGGCGUGGGCAAGUCGCAGCUGGCCGUUGAGCUCGCCCUGAGGUUCAAUGGCGAGGUGAUCAACUCGGAUUCGAUGCAGGUAUACUGCGGCGUCCCCAUAAUCACGAACAAGCACCCGAUAGAGGAGCGGCGGGGCGUCAAACACCACUUGAUGGACUAUGUAGGCUGGCACGAAGAGUACUACCUGCACCGGUUCGAGCAGGAGUGUCUGCAGUGCAUCGAUGACAUCCACAGGCGGGGCAAGCUGCCAAUAAUAGUCGGCGGCACCCACUACUACCUGCAGGCUUUAUUCCAGAAACGAGUGAAGGGCGAGGGCAGUCGUGCCCCCACGGCAGCCGAGCAAGAGCUCCUGAACUCGGGGGACGCUGACGCUGUAUACGAGGCUUUGGGCAAGGUUGACCCGGAUAUCGCUGCAAAAUACCAUCCUAAUGAUAUCCGCCGUGUCCGGCGGAUGCUUGAGAUAUACUACACGACUGGAACCAAGCCUAGCAGAACGUUUGCCGCCCAAGAGUUGCAGCUUCGUUACGAUACCCUAUUCUUGUGGCUAUAUAGCGACAUGGACUCUCUUGGGCCGCGAUUAGACGCGAGAGUGGAUAAUAUGCUGGCCAACGGGGGGAUGGCCGAAAUACGUGAGCUUUAUGGAUAUUAUCGGAAUAACACCUACAGCGAAGAGCAGUGCCAAAAUGGAAUAUGGCAGGUCAUCGGUUUUAAAGAGUUUUUACCAUGGCUAGAAAAUAGCGCAAUGGAGAGUCUAGAAACAUGCGUUGAUAAAAUGAAAACUAGGACGAGGCAGUAUGCUAAGAAACAGAUCAAAUGGAUUCGCAAGAUGCUAAUCCCCGACAUCAGCGGCAAAAUUUAUUUGUUGGAUGCAUCCGACUUGAGUCGUUGGGAUAAUCUGGUUCACAUGAAGGCUGUCAAAAUGGCAGCAUCCUUUUUGGAAAAUUCCGAGGAAGUUGCACAUGAGCUUGCGCCUCCCGAACUGCAGUUUUUGUUAACCAGUCCUGCUAGAACCUCCAGCCCAAAAGAGAAUAAGGAUUGGACACAUUAUAAAUGUCCAAUAUGCAGGGACAAAAAUGACCAGGAACUCACCGCGAUAGGUGAGCACAAUUGGUUAAUACACACACGCAGUCGGCGACACAAGGCCAACCUUAACAGGGGUAAGAAGAAGAAAGCAUAUGAGGAGUGGGCUAAGAAAAAACUAGCUGAAGAGAUGAUUGAACCCUCUUCUACACCCACAUCGCUGUCCUAA
This is a messenger RNA of Eremothecium gossypii ATCC 10895, 1329 nucleotides long. It is a transcript of the gene MOD5, whose product is annotated as tRNA dimethylallyltransferase. Gene Ontology annotation, molecular function: ATP binding; tRNA dimethylallyltransferase activity. The transcript has a single exon. The coding region runs from base 1 to 1329 and encodes 442 amino acids. Gene Ontology annotation, biological process: tRNA modification. Lineage: Eukaryota; Fungi; Ascomycota; Saccharomycetes; Saccharomycetales; Saccharomycetaceae. Gene Ontology annotation, cellular component: mitochondrion. The record is from RefSeq and is marked provisional.